AUAGCCGCAUCUCAUUCUCUUUGUUUUCAUGCUGCAACAACGAACUUUUUUUUCUUCUUCGUUUUUCGUUGAGUGAAUGUUUUUGUUCGGAAACAAUAUCGAAUUUCAUUAUCGAAUUUUUUGAUUUUCACUGAGUGAUUGUGUGUUUGACUUGCUAUUUGCUAUUUUCGAUUUGCUGAUUUAACAUUAAAAAUCAUCAUCAUAAUCUUUUCCCGUUUUCAAGAUUCAUUGCUAUUCAACAAGUUUCUACAUCAAGAGAAUAAGCUUUCACAAGAGAUUUGUCAUCAACUUUUCAAUUCCGAACGACAAUUUUUUCGUUUUCGAAAUUACAUAAUGGCUGGAUUUAUAACUAAAUCAUUUCUUUUCACCUUAUCAAUGAUGAUUAUGAUGAAUAUUAUUUUUCAACAAAAUAAUGGCUGUAAUGCAUUCGAUUUUGAUUCAAUUAAAAAAUCUAUUUCAAGUGGUAUUAAUUCAGUUGUAUCUGAUAUUCAAGAUGCUACUUGUUUGAUUCAAUAUCGUGAAGAAUUUGAUCGUUGUCAAAAUGCAGUUAAAUUUUGGAAAGAUAAUCCUUAUGAACCAAAUGGACAAAAAAAGGCUUAUUGUUGUGAUUUCAUUGCUUAUAAACAAUGUUUAACAACUGUUGCUCGUCUUCGUUGUGGAUCUGCAGCACAAGAAACUGUUGAUUCAAUAAUGAGUACAUUGAAAAAAGGAUUCUAUCCAAGUUAUUGUGAUGCCUAUGACAAUAUUUUCGAUUGUAUGGAUCCAUUGCUAUUCUGGUCAUUGGUUGCUCUUGUUGUCGCUAUUGGUUUCUUGAUUGUUGCCGUAAUUUUUGAAUGUUUUAAACGAAUUUUCUGUUGAACAAACAAGCUCUUAUUUCAUUCAUACAUAGUGCCAUUAAUAAUUUUCAUUUUUCUUUUUGUUCUUACACACAUACACACACGAACAAACAAACAUAACUUACUUUACAUUUGAAAUCGUUGUUGAUCGACUAAUUUUGAUUGAUAAAUAUUUCAUAAAUGUGUGAUAUAUUCAUUUGUUUUUCA
Molecule: messenger RNA, 1043 nt
Organism: Dermatophagoides pteronyssinus (European house dust mite)
Lineage: Eukaryota; Metazoa; Arthropoda; Arachnida; Sarcoptiformes; Pyroglyphidae
Source: RefSeq, a predicted model, not a curated record